Messenger RNA from Trichomonas vaginalis G3, 1425 nucleotides. Its product is annotated as Clan MH, family M20, peptidase T-like metallopeptidase dapE. The coding region runs from base 1 to 1425 and encodes 474 amino acids. Gene Ontology annotation, molecular function: peptidase activity. The record is from RefSeq and is a predicted model, not a curated record. Gene Ontology annotation, biological process: proteolysis. Lineage: Eukaryota; Parabasalia; Trichomonadida; Trichomonadidae. The transcript has a single exon.
AUGAAUACUGAGGAUUGCAUCAAGUAUUGCGCUCAAACCUGGUCCGAAGGAGGAUUUGCUCUUGAAGGCCUUAAAGGCAUCAUUCGCAUUCCAAACCUUUCACACGGUUACGACGAUCACUAUUUUGAUAAUGGCCUUGUCUACCAAGCCCUUCAUUACAUGGCUGACUGGGUCAAGGCUCAGAACCUCAAGGGAUGCAAGGUCACAACAUUCGAAGAGAAGAAUGUUGAACCACUCCUUAUGGUCGAAAUCGAAUCAACAGCUGACCACGAUGUUCCAGCCGUUCUCACAUACGGACACCUCGACAAGAUGCCACACCUUGACCCAGCUGGCUGGUCCGAAGGCCUUGGCCCAACAAAUCCAGUCGUUCGCGGCAACAAGAUCUACGGCCGUGGCACGAACGAUGACUGCUACGAAGGCUUCCUCGUCAUCACAGCCAUCAAGUACCUUCAGGAGCACAAUAUUCCACAUCCAAGAAUUGUCAUGCUCAUGGAAACAGGCGAAGAGUCCGGCGAUGACGAAAUCAUGAACUACCUUCCAAAGCUUAAACCAACCAUCGGCGAUGUUGGCGUUAUCAUGGUCAUUGAUGCAGAAGCCGAAGAUUACAAGACACUCUGGUGCUGCAAGUCACUUCGUGGUGUCGCCAUGGGUGUUCUCGAGGUCCAGCACCUCGCUACACCAUGCCACUCAGGUAUGGCUACAGGCUUAGUCCCAGAUACCUUCCGUAUCGCCAGAAUGCUCGUCUCUCGUAUCGAAGACGAACAGACAGGUGAGAUCAAGCUCAAGGAAGCUCAUAUCGAUAUCCCACAGUCACGUAUCGACCAGUGCAACGAGAUUGCCAAGCAAUUAGGCGAAGCAUGCGUCGAAAUCGUCCAACCAGUCAAGGGCGCUCAGCUCCUCUCUACAGAUUUGGGCCAGUUGCUUGUCAACAAGGCUUUCAAGCCAGGUCUUGCUGUUACAGGCCAAUCUGGACUUCCAAUCAUCUCAGAAGGCUCAAACGUCAUCCGUACAUCUACAGGCCUCAAGCUCUCCCUCCGUCUUCCACCAGGCGUCGAUGCUGAAACAGCUCUCGCCGCAAUGGAGAAGGAACUUACACGCGACCCACCAUACGGCGCUAAGGUCACAUUCAAGUCACUCGGCGCUGGCAACGGCUGGUUCGGCGAAGAUUUCGAGCCAAAGGUCGGAUCUGCCCUCGAAGGCGCAUCUCAGGAUGUCUUCGGCCAGAAACCACUCUACUACGGAGAAGGUGGCUCUAUCCCACUUUGCAACACUCUCCAGGGUCUUUGGCCAAAGGCUCAGAUCAUUGUUACUGGUGCUGCAGGAACAGACUCGAAUCCACACGGUUUCGAUGAGUCCCUCAACAUCGAAUACACAGGCAAGUUCUGCGCUGUCUUCACUAAGUUCCUUGGUGAAAUCAGCAAGUAA